Molecule: messenger RNA, 1567 nt
Organism: Asparagus officinalis (garden asparagus)
Lineage: Eukaryota; Viridiplantae; Streptophyta; Magnoliopsida; Asparagales; Asparagaceae
Exons: 8
Coding region: 151-1260 (369 amino acids)
Biological process (GO): protein ubiquitination
Molecular function (GO): ubiquitin protein ligase activity; protein binding
Source: RefSeq, a predicted model, not a curated record
AAAAAAAAAUCAGGAAAAGAGGGCGGGGGGUUAAUCGUAGUUCCUCUUCGAUCCAAAACUUCGUCACUUUUGAUCUAAACACACACUCUCUCUCUCUUUCCCCCCUCAUCGCUUGCUUUCAGUUGCGAGCUCGCCUAUUUGAUUCCGUGAAUGAGCAUUAUGACUUCAGCCUGUCCAUUUGCUAAAACGGCUUCUGGGGAAGGAGGAUGUCCGAUGAAGUUUGACCAAAACUGCGAUAGACAUAAAGCAGGAGAGGAAGAUAAAGUAGAUAAGCAGAGCAAUGAUUCUGGCAUAGUAUCUCCAAAAUGCCCUUUUGGAUAUGAUUCUCAUACAUUCAAGUUGGGUCCUCUAAGUUGCAUGAUAUGCCAAGCCUUGCUGUAUGAAAGUAGCAAAUGUUUGCCUUGCUCCCAUAAGUUUUGCAAAGCAUGUAUAUCACGCUUUAGGGAUUGUCCACUAUGUGGUGCUGACAUAGAGAAGAUCGAGCUUGACACAGAGCUUCAAGUUACUGUGGACCGUUUCAUUGAUGGACAUGCUAGGAUCAAAAGGCCUCAAGUGAAUAUAGAAGACAAUGAAUUAAGAGAGGACGAUAAAAAUGUGAUAUAUGGGGAUGUCUCUAUGGAGAGGGGAGCAUUUCUUGUUCAGCAAGCUAUGAGGGCUUUCCGUGCAAAGAACAUAGAGAGUGCAAAAUCAAGGCUUGGUCUUUGUGCAGAGGAUAUACGUGAGCAAUUAAAGAUGUCAGGCGACACACCAGAGUUAUGUUCACAACUUGGAGCUGUCCUUGGAAUGCUGGGAGACUGCUGUCGAACAUUGGGAAAUUCUGGUUCCGCAAUUACAUACUACAAAGAGAGCGCAGAUUUUCUCUCCAAGUUGCCUCCAAAAGAUCUGGAGGUGGUGCAUACACUGUCUGUUUCACUAAAUAAAAUUGGAGAUCUUAAGUACUAUGACGGAGACCUUCAAUCUGCUAAAUUUUAUUAUACACGUGCUUUAGAUGUUCGUCGGAACGCAGUCAAAGAGAACACAAAUGCCUCUUCACAGGUAUUAGAUCUGGCAGUAUCUCUUGCCAAAGUAGCUGAUUUGGAUAGGAAUCUCGGCAAUGAGGAUGAAGCCAUUAGUGGAUUUCAGGAAGCUAUUGAGCACCUAGAAUCAUUAAAGUUGGAUUCCAAUGAAACUGGUCUCGAACAGAGGCGCCAUUCAGUUUUGGAGUUCCUACAGAACCAACUUGCUGAAAAACAAGAAUCCGCUCCUGUUUCUACUGUGUGAUAUAGUGCACGGGGUCAAAUAGAUGUAUUAUAUGCCUUGUUCUUGCUACCAUUAUAUCAGUAAUAAUGAGGAUGAAUGAGGCAUGGAGUGUUGUUUGGGCCCCUUAAAAUAGAUGUUGCGACAUUUGUGUUUGGUGUUGUUUCUACUUAAUUUCAGGUUAAUAUGUUCGCCAUCAUGUAUAGAAUGCUCUUGUAUGGUUUUGGAACUGGAACCUGUCAAUGUUUGUACACAUAUUUUACUACUACUACGAAGCACCAAUUAUCAAAUGGGCAAUCUAUAUGAUCUGACUAUGGUUAUUGUCGAUGUA